Messenger RNA from Heterocephalus glaber (naked mole-rat), 4510 nucleotides. RefSeq names its product mucin 4, cell surface associated (gene Muc4). Gene Ontology annotation, molecular function: ErbB-2 class receptor binding. Gene Ontology annotation, biological process: cell-matrix adhesion. NCBI's taxonomy places the organism in Eukaryota, Metazoa, Chordata, Mammalia, Rodentia, Bathyergidae. The record is from RefSeq and is a predicted model, not a curated record.
CUGUGUGUCCAGAAGUGACCAUGACCUCCCUGAGGACAGUGACAUCUCCACUCCCCACAACCUCCCAAACCCUUCUGACCUCCACUCCCAGCACACCCAGGGGCUCCCACUCCUCACCCUCCUCGGGUCCUGUCAAGCCAGAGCCAGGAGUCCCCCUCUUCCCGUAUGGGGUAAGCCACGGAGACCGGCACUUUGUCAGGAUUGCUGUGGACUUUACCUCACAGCUCUUCAGGAUCAAGAUUGGCUUCCCCCUCGGCUCCUCUCUGUGGGAUUCCUUCUAUUUCACAGAUAAUGGCCAGAUCUUUUUCCCGGAGUCGGACUACCAGAUCUUCCCCUACCCUAACCCACCCCCAGGAGGCUUCACAGGACGAGACCCUGUCGCCACCGUGGCUCCAUUCUGGGAUGACGCUGAUUUCUCCAGCCAGAAGGGAGAAAUCUUUUAUCAGGAAUAUGAGACACUCUACAAUGAACCCAACUGGUUAGUCCAGCAGGUGGAGACUUGGAUUAAAAACUUCACAAAUUCGUGGGGCUACAAAGCCAGGUGGACCCUAAAGGUCACAUGGGUCAAUGUCUCUCCCUACCCUGCUCAGAGGACCUCUGGGACCAAUACCUACCAAGCCAUCCUGUCCACGGAUGGCAGCAGAUCCUAUGCCCUGUUUCUGUACCAGAGCGGUGGGAUGCAGUGGGAUGUGACCCAACACCAGGGCAACCCGGUCCUCAUGGGCUUCUCCAGUGGAGAUGGCUAUUUUGAGAACAGCCCGCUGAUGUCCAGGCCACUGUGGGAGAAGUAUCGUCCAGACCAGUUCCUGGAUCCCAAAUUAGGCGUCCGGAGGCUGCAGAUCUACAGGCUGCACAGGGAGGAGAGGCCCAACUUCCGCCUCAGGUGCCUGCAGCGGCUGAGCAGCCAGCAGCUGAGCAGCCAGGCGCCCAGCUGGGCCCGGAGGCCAAUCUUCUGUCCUUGCUCCUGGCAACAGGGACGAUGGGACUUGAGGUUCCAGCCCCUCAGGAUAGGCAGCUGGGGUCCCCAUGGCCAGCACCUGUGCAGCUUCUCCUGGAGUGGUGGCGUGUGCUGCAGCUACGGGCCCUGGGGGGAGUUUCGGGAAGGCUGGAGCAUGAAGAGUCCGGAGCUGCUUGGCCGGGAACUAGAGACGCAGAACUGGUGCUGCCGCUGGAACGACCACCCCCGCUUCUGUGCCUUGUACCACGAGCAGUGGCCCCAAGUCGGCUGCGCCGCCUACAGGCCCCCGAGGCCCGCCUGGAUGUUUGGGGACCCCCACAUCACCACCUUGGAUGACACCUCUUUCACCUUCAAUGGGCUGGGGGACUUCCUGCUGGUCCGCGCCUGGGGCAGCAACUCCUCCUUCCUCCUCGAGGGCCGUACUGCCCAGACCGGCUCUGCCAGUGCCACUAACUUCAUUGCCUUUGCCACUCAGUACGAGGCCGGCAGACUGAACCCCAUCACAGUCCAGUUUCUCCUGGGGCCCAAUGACACGGUCCACGUUCUGCACAAUAACGGGAGUGUGACAUUUGAGACUAGCCAGGAAGAUGCUGAAGGCACAGAAAUGUUCAAUGCCACCGGAGUCCUGCUGAUGCGCAAUGGCUCCCUGGUCUCAGCCAGCUUUGACGGCACGGUGACCAUCUCGGUGACUGCUCUCUCCAACAUCCUGCACGCGGUGUCCAGCCUCCCAGAGGAGUACUGGGACCACACCAAGGGCCUCCUAGGGGUCUGGAACAACAACCCAGAAGACGGCUUUAGGAUGCCCAAUGGCUCCUGUGUUCCCCACAACAGCUCAGAGGAGAUGCUUUUCCACUAUGGGAUGACCUGGGCCCUCAAUGGAACAGGCCUCCUUGGCAUGAGGCAUGACCCGCUGCCUUCCAACUUCACCCCCAUCUUCCUUUCCCAACUGUCGAAAAACUCCCCUCUGGCCUCUGGGUGUGAUGGGGACAAGCAGUGCAUCUAUGACACGCUGGCCACUGGAGACACCCAAGCCAGCCUUCACACCAGGGAGCUUUUCAGAAUGAACCAGCUGAUGAACGCCACCCUCAAUCAGUUCCCGCCCUCCAUCAGUGAUUGCCAUGUGAUGGAAGCCUACAAGGACAAGACCUCCCAGUUUCAGUGCACCAGCAACUCUGAGAAUGUCACCUUUGAGCUCCAAGGGAACCACACCUCCUUCCAGAUCCUCAAGAAUGGGACUUUGCUGUGGGCCCCAAACUCACCAGAACCAGUCACCCUGGAGAUUCUAGUGCAAGACCCCAAGACUGGCUUGUCAUCUGUCCUCCAGCCCAAGACAGUGGCCCGCUUUUGCAGUUCAAGGAGCCAGUGUCUGUACAACCAGACCCGCCGGGUGGGCAACUCCUCCCUAGAGGAGGCCAGCUGCCAGUGUGGCAAGGACACCUUUGGUCGCCACUGUGAACGCUCCAAGGACCCCUGUGAUGAGCGGUGCUUCCCGAAUGUGCAGUGCAUCCCUGGGAGGGGCUGUGGCGCCUGCCCCCGGUUCAUGACUGGGGACGGGAGGCACUGCACAGCCCUGGUGGACCCACUUCUCUGUCAGAACAAGUCCUGCCCGGUGAAUUACUGCUACAACCACGGCCACUGCUUCGUGUCCCAGACUCAGGGCUGCCAGCUGGCUUGUACCUGUCCCCCAGCCUUCACAGAUGCCCGCUGCUUCCUGGCAGGGAACACUUUUGUUCCCUCUGUCCUUGGAGAACUUCCUGUGAGGCCCAUCCAGCUGUCGCUCCGUGAGGAGGAAAAUGCCACCAAGGAGGACGUGAAUGCCUCGGUGGCAUACAGGCUGGAGCACCUGGAUGUGCGGGCCUUCCUCCGGAAUAGCCAUGUGGAGCACAGCCAUUCCAUAGCACUGCCCUCAGGACUCUCCAUCCAGCACUGGAAGGUAGUCUCGGAGUUCGGGUACCGUCCCAGGGGCCCUGUCAUCCACUUCCUGAACCAGCAGCUCCUGGACGCCGUGGUCAGGGCCUUCCUCACGCAGGAGUGGGGUGCGAGACAGAAGAGCAGCCCGGAGGCCCGGAACAAUGUGGCCUUCCAGCCCAUCAGCAGGAAAGAUGUGUCCGAUGGCCAGGCUCGGCUGAACACGAGCAACCUGGGCUUGUACUUCAAAUGCUAUGGUUACGAGGGUUACCACCUAGUCUACAGACCCCAGAAUGGCCUCACCUGCGUGUCCCCAUGCAGUGAGGACCACUGUCAGCAUGGAGGCCAGUGCCAGCACCUGCCCGAUGGGCUGCACUGCAGCUGCGUGUCCUUCUCCAUCUACACGUCCUGGGGUGAGCGCUGCGAGCACCUGAGCAUGAAACUCGGCGCGUUCUUCGGGAUCCUUUUCGGGUCCCUGGGCGCCCUCGUGCUGCUGGGGGUCGUGGUCUGGGUGGCCCUGCGCCUGAGGGGCCUGUCCAAGGCCGAGUACCCACUGCCCUUGGAGAACUGAGGCCUCGCCCAGGAGGCAGCCGUGCCUAGGAGGCUUGGUGGACGCCAUCCUCCCCGGCACACUCAGGUGCCAUUGUCUUGGGGACACUGGAUGGGGAGGGGAUGCAGGUGAUCGGGAACACUGCAAGAGGAGCGGAUGACAGAGGGCUUCUGAUUGGUGUCCUACAGUGUUACACCCAAGCCCACAGAAGAGGCCGUGAAGUCACACCAAUGAGUGGGUUCUCACCCAGAACACCCAGGAGGAAGUCACUGGCCUGUGUGGGAACAUGUGUGUGCAAGCUACACACACACACACACACAUACACACAGGAAAGUUGUUCUAAGUUAACUAAACUGCUUUUGCACACAAAACUCUGGUUUACUUCUGAUUAAAGUCUAUUUAAAUAAAUAAUCCGACCUUUUUGCCUCCAAACUAUGGAUUCCAUCCCCAAUUUUCCUCAAGAGCUAGUCUCAGGGCAUUCUCCCAAUCCUGAGAAGGUACAGGGUGUGGAGUUAAAAGUUCAGCAGCUGACAGGACUAGGAGUUGACUAGACCCACUGACCUCAGCUCUGAGUUACUUCGUGCUGGGAAGCCUUGACUGCCACAGCCCUGACCUGGGUUCUUGCACCUGCCUCUAAACCGUCUUUCCCCACCCCAAACCCAGGCUUUGAUGUUCUAGGUGUGGUUUGUCUUCAAAUUUCGAAUGCAGGGGACUCCUCAGCAUGGCCAUGUUGAGGUGGUAGAACAUUUAAGAGGUUGGGCCUCCUGCAAGAUAUUCAGGUUGUGGGUGGGGUAUCACCCUCAGAAGAGAUUAAUGGGCUUCUUAAAGGAUCCCCAAUUAGUUCCCUGGAGAGUGUGUCCUUAUACAGUGAAGACACCCCAUGCCCUUGGCCCCUUCUGCUGAGGCUUGUUCCUUCCUCUUUCUGUGCCAUGUUGUGAUUGGGCCAAGGAAGCCCUCACCAGGGCAAACAGAUGAGGCUGCUCAGUCUUGGGCUUCCAGCCUCCAAAACUGUAAAUAAGUCCUGCUGCAGGCAUUUUAUUAUAGAAACAUAAAAUGGUGGGAGAGGUGGUGUAUUUGUCACUUUCUGUCACUGG